UAACCCACCUGAUUGGGCUUAAUGCUGUAGUUUAGUUUUACUACUACAGAGAUGUUAGUUUACGGCAUCUGUCAGUGUUUGUCUCCUCAAAUCCUUGGUGUUGUUAACGUGCGAGUUACAUCUCGUCGCUGUCCAAAAGAACAAGCAUCUCAGUUCAGGUUCAUCUUUCCACAUCAUUACGUCAGCUGACUUUUAAGUUGCGAGAAGAUGUCAUGACGAGUGGACCAACAAAAAUGCUUAAUGGUUUGGAAUAAAGUUCCUUAUUAACUUACGCUGAAAGCAAUUAAAGUGUUUGCCUUCCCCUUUAAAGUUACCAUUUGGAGAUACUUGUUUUUGUUUGGACAGCCAUAUUCGUGUUGUAUGGGCUCUUUCAUUGGAUUCCUCUUCUUCACAUCAUGAAUCUCAAUGGAGUAAGACUGUGAAGAAGAAAAUCAAGUGGUGGGGUGGAUCAGGAGUUAUCCAGAGGCACCUGAGGUCUGACUGUGGAUGCCAUGUUUGUGACUGCUUACCUUGCGUUUGUGGCCCUGGCGGUCCUGUGUGUGGGUCUGGAGCUCGCUGCACGGCGCCUCACUUCACCACAAGCCACUCAAGCAACAGUUGCCAACCCAGCUUUCCGCCGGUUCCAGAGACUCUUUCUGAAAACCUACCUGCUGGCUCUGUGGGCUGACUGGCUGCAGGGGCCAUACCUUUACAAGCUCUACCGCCAUUACAGCUUCCUGGAAUCACAAAUCGCCAUACUGUACGUGUGUGGGCUGGCCUCCUGUGUGCUGUUUGCUCCUGUGGCCGGCUGGCUACCCCAGGCUCUUGGCCGGAGACAGACCUGCUUGCUCUUUUGUGUAGCCUAUUCAGUGUGCUGCCUCACCAAGCUGUCGCGAGACUACUUUGUGCUCAUUCUGGGCCGUGUGCUUGGUGGACUGUCCACUUCCCUGCUGACCACUGCGUUUGAGGCCUGGUAUGUGCACUGCCAUGUUGAUGUGCAUGAUUUUCCCAAAGAGUGGAUUCCUGUGACAUUCAGCAAAGCUGCAGACUGGAAUCAUGGACUGGCAGUGGGUGCCGGACUUGUGGCCAAUCUGUUCACAGAAUGGCUGGAGCUGGGACCUGUAGCCCCUUUCCUUCUUGCCAUCCCCAGCCUGGCUGCCUGUGGUUGGCUGGUGUUCUCUGAAUGGGGUGCAGAAGAUAAGCUUGAAAAAGGAGAGGGGGACAGAAAUGGCCCUCUGCUUGGCCCACCAAACACACCUCAGGUACGAGUAUCAGCUCAGGCUCGUUUCCUGCGCAGUUGCUUGGAAGGUCUGCGAUGCCUGCUGUCAGACCGCCGUGUGAUGCUUCUGGGUGGGGUGCAGGCACUCUUUGAAAGUGUCCUCUAUAUCUUUGUUUUUCUGUGGACCCCAGUGCUGGACCCUCACGGGCCUCCAUUAGGCAUUGUGUUCUCCUGCCUCAUGGCGGCCAGCAUGGCAGGCUCCAUGCUCUUCCGUCUAGCUACGUCAGCCCGUUACCGGCUGCAGCCUGGCCACCUGCUGUGCUUGGCUGUGCUGCUGGCCUUCUUCUCCUUCUUUAUGCUGACCUUUUCUACAGCACCAGGUCAGCCCAGGCCUAAGGAGUCCCUUUUAGCUUUCCUGCUACUGGAAUUGGCCUGUGGGCUCUACUUCCCUGCAGUGAGCUUCCUCCAGGGUCGGGUGAUUCCCAUGGAGCGUAGGGCCGGGGUCUUGGGCUGGUUCCGUCUGCCACUCCACCUGCUGGCCUGCUUGGGGUUGCUGGCCCUCCAUGGGGAAGUUUCAGGCACUGGAGGAGGAGAGGCAGGCAGUGGAACAAGGCACAUGUUUGCAGGGUGUGCUGCAAUGAUGCUGGCUGCAUUGCUGGCUGUGGUGAGUCUAUUCACUCUGGGGAGGAAUGACACAGACCUUCGGCUCGAAGGGACCAAAGGAGAGGGGGAGAUUUAAUGAGAAGGAAGACUAUAGAUAUCAUUAUCUAAAAUGAAGUACUUUGUACAACACGACUACUUGAAGUCCAAACAAUAUUUACAAAGUGCUGGACUAGAUAGCACUUGCCAAAGCUGCAUAUAAUUUUAAUUUGUUUGGUUACUUCAGGGAAGGUACUGGGAUCGUCAUUGCCUUUCAUACAUAUACAUACAAGUCCAGGUUUGUAAAUCAGUGACAAUGUGGGAAAUUCAACAUUUAUUGUUUAUGCCUUUUCCAUAUGGGAAAACAAUAAAACAUUAGUGCUGCACUGUUUAUUUACAUUGUGAGUUAUGACUCUUUUUAACUUACUUAAAUGUUUUCUGCUCAUUAUCAUACUAGUCCGUAGACCUUGCAGUGGAUUUGUCGGGCUUCAGAAAGUGUAUUCAAAUUCAGCAAUUUCCCAUGCUUCUCAUGGAAUUAAAAUACAUGGUAUGCAGUGCAAGGUCUUGUGUUUUCCAACCAAACACUGAAGUUACAUUACGUCACCGUUAGAUAAAACAUCUAACUUGCUUCUUCUCUAAACAAUAUUACUUCCUUUGUUUGGUUGUCUAAGAAUUAGGAAAUAUUGAAGUCAUGUGAGGUUAGAUUCAAAUUGUCUGACAUCCUUUGAUGCUUUUUUACCAUUUUUAAGAUGGUUAUUGUUUGACCAUGGUAUUCAGCAACCAUGAAAAUGGGAAGCCAUCUGACACAUUUUGAAUGUAUGAAAGAUGUAAUACUGAAUGUUUAACACUAGAUUUCUCAGGUACUUCAAGCAUGUGUCCAGUUGUGACUGUCAAGUAUUAAAUAACAUUUUGUUCAAUGAUCAUAAAUUAGGUAGCCAAAAUGAAUCAGUAGCUCAUUUGUUCCUGAAUCUGCUUUUCAAAGAUCCAACCCAACACUUGGAAAAUUCACUGGAGUGAAGACAGUGUAGUAGGUUUUUGUUAAAAAUGGCAAAAUUACCAAAUAGAAUGGGUGACCAUGUGUGCUGAAAUAUUCAUUUGCAAAUUGUGUGGCUUUGUAUUACCACCACCAACAACCAACUCUGGAUGCAGAACCCUGUUACUUUUUCAGUGUAUCACUGUUAAAGCAUUUGCUUUGGAAAUGCGGGCUGGUUUUGUAGUGACUGUAGGUGUUUUGCAGGUGUUUUUCAUUAUAAUUGUGCUUUUGCAAGUCCUUUUGAAACAGGGCAGAAAAAGAGACUGCAAAUACAGAUUUCUGUUAAGCGUUUUCAUUUAUUGUAAUUGAUGGCAACUGAACCAAUUAAGGCUUAUGAACAAACAUCGUAAAAAGCACCGUAAAUAAAUGCAUAUCAUAUAAAUAUAAAAAUAAAAAAUAAAAAUAAAACAUCUGUUGUGAACUAUAAUGGCCACAGUAACGUUCAGUAAUUGUUUGCUUCUUAGGAUUCUGUUCUGAGGGACACCUGUACUGUUGGUGGAGGCAUUGCAUGACAGUGAUUUACACUGUUUAAGAUGUUCUUAACAAAGCGCCUCGUUUUGUCAUUACAGACGUGAGUUGGGGGUACCUUUCCUCAGUUAUUUAUGGCUUAUAAGAUGGUAUAUGUUGCAUUCUUCGUACAGUGGUAGUGGUACGUUCCUCUGAACAUCUAACAAAAACAUUUCAUGACUACUCAGUUUUCAUUACAUCAAAAUUACUACUGAAUUUUAUCUAUUAGCUAUUUUUUAGAUUA
Molecule: messenger RNA, 3621 nt
Organism: Pygocentrus nattereri (red-bellied piranha)
Lineage: Eukaryota; Metazoa; Chordata; Actinopteri; Characiformes; Serrasalmidae
Gene: slc61a1
Product: major facilitator superfamily domain containing 5
Exons: 2
Coding region: 492-1937 (481 amino acids)
Biological process (GO): molybdate ion transport
Cellular component (GO): membrane
Molecular function (GO): molybdate ion transmembrane transporter activity
Source: RefSeq, a predicted model, not a curated record